AUGAAUCCUCUAGUGGAUAUGAUGGUGACAUGUCUCGGGGAAGAGGUUUCGGGUUUGGCGGUGGCGGUGGCAGAGGCAGCCGCUCUAGCUGGAUGUCCGGGGACUGGAUUUGCACCAGGUCAGGGUGCAACGAGCACAACUUUGCUAGCAGGAUGGAGUGUUUCAAAUGCAAUGCACCAAGGGACUCUGGUAGCAGAUCUCCAUAUUAAAUCCCCAUGGAUUCUCCAUUUUUUGG
Molecule: messenger RNA, 235 nt
Organism: Ilex paraguariensis (yerba mate)
Lineage: Eukaryota; Viridiplantae; Streptophyta; Magnoliopsida; Aquifoliales; Aquifoliaceae
Source: the annotation of a GenBank genome assembly